CGUAACAAGACUUGAAAAAUUGGAUUAGAAAUUAGCGUUGACGUCGCAUUGCCAAGUCGCUAGAACACAGAGGGAGAGAGGUUUAAUCAUGGGAAUUGAAAAUUUCCUUUUCGGCCUUUGGGAAAUGGGAAUAGUAAGAUAGAUUCGGACUUGGCAGAUUGAAGCAAGGACAAAAAGGUCGAGUGGAUGGAUUGAGCAAAGAAAUAGGAAUAAAGAAUGGCUUACAGAAGGAGGCAGCAGCCGCAGCAGCAGGAAAUAUUGGCAUCAGCAGCGGCCGACGAUUUGGUAGAUGUGGAAGUGGAUGCAGCCAAAGCCAUAAGGGCAUCCUCUGCCCACAAAGAUUCUUCUCUCUCCUCCGCUUAUGGCUAUGGCUCCCUUCAUUCGUCUUCUGCUUCUCCUCUCUCCAACCCCACCCCCACCCCCACCCCCAACUUCACCCCCAAGGAUUCCCAGUCCCAUGAAUACACGUCUAUGAAAAGUUUAAAUGAAUCCAAGCAAGGAUUUUGGGGUUCUCUCGCUAGAAAAGCUAAAGCCUUCUUGGAUGAUGAUAAUGUGCAACACCAAAUUGAUUCAGAUGGACGAGCCAAAUCAAAACUGCCUCGGAGGCCAAUGCCAGAAAAGCACCAGAAGGUUUACCAGUCACAUGAUAGCAAUCGCCAAAUGGACAAUCCCACAUUGCAGAAGGGCUUAGGUGCAAUUGCAUCAUCCCUAAAUUACAUUGGUAAUGCUGUUGAGGAGGGUCUUACGAUUGUGGAGAACCGGACUGCGGGCAUCAUUCAAGAAACCCGCAAACAUAUCAGGAAAAAGCCCAGUGGUUCUGUGCCACAAAAUCAGGCAGCUAAACAGCCACAAAUGCAGCAGCAAGUACGACUGCCGAUGCAAGGGGAUCAAGAAAUUCAAUUGAAGGCAUCUCGCGACGUUGCAAUGGCUAUGGCUGCCAAGGCAAAGCUUCUUCUUCGAGAGUUAAAAACUGUCAAAGCUGAUUUGGCCUUUGCAAAGGAGAGAUGUGCUCAGCUGGAGGAAGAAAAUAGAAUCCUUCGUGAGAAUCGUGAAAGAGGAGACAACCCAGAAGAUGAUGAGUUGAUACGUCUUCAACUUGAGACGCUGUUGGCAGAAAAGGCACGACUAGCUCAUGAAAAUUCUAUCUAUGCACGCGAGAAUCGCUUCCUGAGGGAGGUUGUUGAAUACCACCAACUCACUAUGCAGGAUGUCGUAUAUUUGGAUGAGAGCACUGAAGAAGUCACUGAAGUUUACCCUAUCAAGGCAGGAAGAUCAUGUAUCAACUAAUGGGUCAAAUGUUCAGGUGGGUUUAGUUCUGGUGAAAUAACUGAGGGAUUCAGAACAACUGUUGGGGCUACAACUUAUAUGAUAAGAGAUGAGGGCUUGUUCGGAAAGAGCAAAAUCAAAAUAUGGUGUAGGAGCAAAGAUAGUCUCGGAAAAUGCUUCUGAAUCUAUCUAUCUAUCUAGAGCCUGUGCUUUCAGUUUCACCUCAGCAGAAGAGGUUCAGAUUUGAAUUUAAACUUGUUUGUGUCGAUCAUCCAAUUUGGAAUUGUUCCAAGACAACAGGACCAGAACUGUCAUCUUAAAGGGACAGGUUUAUGCCACAAAAUUUAUUUUCUAGCGGAUGAAUUUAAUUUAUAGCAGCUAAUAGCUACAAAUUUAAUCAGAAA
Molecule: messenger RNA, 1670 nt
Organism: Theobroma cacao (cacao)
Lineage: Eukaryota; Viridiplantae; Streptophyta; Magnoliopsida; Malvales; Malvaceae
Source: RefSeq, a predicted model, not a curated record